AUGGCCGCUGGACUAGCUCUUCUCACCAGAGCCAUGGUAUGGCUAGGGGAGGUUGGCGACGAACUUCUUUGCUCGUGUCGUCUCUACAAGCACGCCAAGCCUUUCGGCCUUGUUGCCUCAGCCGUUCUUCUCCAACGUCUCAUCACAACCGGAGCCACCAUUCCAACAUCACGAAUUAGAACAAUCCAUAGCAGCCGGCCCUUGACAAUGGCAGACAUCACCACCAGCGAAGGCUGGCUCACGACUCCCGACGGCCAGAAGCUGUACACCAAGACAUGGAGUCCUCCAUCUACCGUCAAGGCACGUCUGGUCUACCUCCACGGCUUCUCGGAUCAUUGCAACGCCUACACCUAUCUAUACACCUCGCUGGCCCAACGAGGCAUCAAAGUGUACUCGUACGACCAGCGAGGAUGGGGUCGCUCAGUGCAUACUCCGAAGCAGAAAGGCCUUACUGGCCCCACUCAGCAAGUCAUGGACGACAUCACAUCUUUCAUCAAACACCUUCCGAGCAAUGAGAGCGACAUCCCCCUCUUCCUCAUGGGCCACAGCAUGGGAGGCGGCGAGACGAUAGUCUACGCUGCUACGGGACCUUCAGAGGUUGCGGGCCAGAUCAGAGGCUUCCUACUGGAAUCGCCACUCAUCAGCCUGUUCUCGAAACCGUGGAAGCCGACCGUUUUCUUUGGGAGCCUGGCAAGCAAAGUCCUGCCCCAUAUGCCUAUGCUGCAGAAGCUAGAUGCCAGCCUGAUGAGCCGCGAUCCUGAGGUAUGCAAAGCCUGGGCUGAGGACGAGCUGUGCCACGAUUACGGCACCCUAGAAGGGCUGGCCGGUAUGCUGGAGCGUGGUGCAAGUGUUGAGCAAGGCCGCACAGUCUUAGCCGAAGGUAGAGGAGACGGCGGCAAAACCCGACUAUGGAUUGGUCAUGGGACUGGAGACAAGGUCUGCGACUAUCAAGCGAGCAAGCGUUGGUUCGACAGCCUGAAGGUUGAAGACAAGCAAUUACAACCAUAUGAUGGUUGGUACCAUAGGCUCCACGAAGAGCUCGGCGAAGACAAGGAACGAUAUGCAGAUGAUGUUGCUCGAUGGAUCCUUGAGCGCAGUGGAUCCCUCGGAGAGACUGGCAAAUCAAAGCUUUGA
Molecule: messenger RNA, 1134 nt
Organism: Saxophila tyrrhenica
Lineage: Eukaryota; Fungi; Ascomycota; Dothideomycetes; Mycosphaerellales; Extremaceae
Exons: 2
Coding region: 1-1134 (377 amino acids)
Cellular component (GO): membrane
Molecular function (GO): monoacylglycerol lipase activity
Source: RefSeq, a predicted model, not a curated record